AUGCCGGUGCCAGUGAACAUCUUCCAAGACGCCGGAGACAGCGCGCUGAACUUUGCGCCACCAACGCGGGGCAUGAAGCGCGCCCACGAACUCGACCUGGACGAUGACGGAGACGGCGACACACCACGGAAAGGUUGGAAACGGCUGACAACCAAAGAAGAAGUCACCCUCUUCGAGAUCUGCAAUCACCACGCCGACAGCUUCGGUCGACGCAGCGAUCUCUGUAAUUGGUGGAAGACCGUUGCAACAGAGUUCUCCCGCGCAAAUGGCCGUCCAUAUUCGUGGCACUCGGUGCGGAGGAAAGUGGAAAUGUUGACGAAGAAGCGCAUCAAGUUCCUCGAGGAUCAGCAGCAGCGACAGCGAGAUCUGUCCGGUGCGAACCCGGUUCCUGACGUGAUGAAUCCGCAAUGGUGUGCUGUGCUGGAUACUUGGAUUCCGACUUGGCAAAGCUGGGAGGAAGCUGAGGCGCGUCGGAUCGCGAAGCGGGACGCGACGUUUCGCAAGCGCUCGAGGGGGAAACCUGAAGGGAAUCUUGAUGAUCCGUGGAAACUUCAGCCCCGGGCAGGUCCGGCUUUGGAACCGGUUGAUCUGACUUCCCCAACCAGCCCUGAUGAUACUGGCAUGGAGGCGAAUGAUCCUUACGAGGGUCCUAUCGUUUUAGUUACGAGGAGUCCUCAAUCAUCGGCCGUCCCUGCAGCAACACCUUCGCUGGACAGGCCUUCUAUUCCAGCUUCUACAGGUGGCGUCAGGCUACCCCCAGGAUUCGACACGAUGUUUUCCAACAACCAUCCCCAGCCGAACCGCUGGCCUUCAACCUUUACACCAGCACCUAGGGCAGCAGCAGAACCAUCAUCAGAUCGCCGCGUAUUCAGCGCUGUCCUCGAAACCCUCGGCAAACUCAAUAAACACCUCGAUGCAGCAACAGGCAAUAACAAUGGUGCCCCCGAUGCCCGUUCUUCGCCGUUAAUAUCAGCGCUGGUCCAAUCAGCCACUGAGUCCACGACCCAGAACCAAGCUUCCUCCGAAGUGUCACAACAAUCAUCUUCAAGCAACAUUUCCUCCAGGGAAAUUGAACGAAUUAAAGAAGAACUGCGACAAGAAAUGAAGGAGGAAUUGCGUCGGGAGAUGAGAGAAGAAUUACGUCGGGACCGUGCCGGAUUAGAAGAGAAGCUGGACUCUGUUCAGCGAACACAGGAUAUGAUUUUAGAGAUGUUGAGGCAGGAGCCGGCUUGA
Molecule: messenger RNA, 1233 nt
Organism: Penicillium daleae
Lineage: Eukaryota; Fungi; Ascomycota; Eurotiomycetes; Eurotiales; Aspergillaceae
Exons: 1
Coding region: 1-1233 (410 amino acids)
Source: RefSeq, a predicted model, not a curated record